UCAAACCAUAGUGAUAAGGAAAUUUUCUGACAAUAGAGUUUUGGACACAGUACAAAUUAAAGGAAAAAUUUUCCAAGAAGACUUUGGGAAAAGUUUUUGCUCUAUCAAGAUCAUAUCGAAACCUGUAGCUUUGCGAUUCAGCUAGGUUUGAAAUGGCCCUAAGAACACUUCAACGUAGACAAGAUGCCCAUCCAAUAGAUGAUGAAGAAGAUUUACCUUAUCAUGCAGCUGUGAACAGGGAAGAGGGUCUAAGGAAAAGCUUAGUAGAAACGUUGCAGCAGCGGCGAUAUACUAUUUCAGUAUUAUCGGAAUUGAUAUUAAAGAUAACUACUGUCGCUAAAGACACCAAUAUCGCCAAACUAGUUGGGAACUCGGGGUCUUUAGUUGGAACAGGUGCACUAGUUGCAGGGUUAUUUCUUGCUCCUUUGACUUCAGGUAUGUCAUUGGUAUGGUGUGCACUACCCGGAGGCACACUAUCUUUUCUUGGGUCAGUGACUGCUUGUGGGGCAUCGAUUGCUAAUAUGUUGAAAGAAAGUGACCUGCUGAAACUUGCAGAAUGUGCUUUGAAAAAAGACAAGAUCGCGAUGGAUAAACAUCAAAAAGCAAUCGAAGACUUUAUGACAGAGAAUGGAUCUGCAGAACAAAUAAAACAAUGGGCUACUAAUAUGAAAAAAGGUAUACAUGUCCCUGUAAUCUUAAAUGCUUGCAAAGGAUUUUUGGGACCCAGUAAAGCAGUUGUUACGAAUACAACCGCUGUUUCUGAAGUGGUUGAAAGUGCAAACAUAGUCACACAGAUUACUGAAGCAACAGAACUUUUUACAGAAAGUGCAACCGUCGUUGAUGUUUCAACGGAAGUAGUACGCGCAAGAAAGGGAAUUGAAACGGGAAUACAAGUAGCGACCGGAAAAACAAGCUUCAGGGCAUUAGUUGGUACUGAAAAAGUUUUAGCUGUCAGCAAAUCCACUUUGAAGAUAACUUUACCUUUUGCCAUCGCAACAAUGGGUUUAGAUAUUUACAACAUUAUCCAAACAUCAGUAGACAUGAACAGUGGAAAUACAAGUCUCGCCUGUGGAAAACUGAAACAAAUGUGUGACACGUUGGAAUUGGAACUUAAGAUAAUGGAAGAAGAGUUAACACAAUUUCAAUAAUCAAACCAAUAAGUAAAUUCCAAUUUACUGACACUUCUCGAUUUUUCCGAUGUACUUAACUUUCAAAUAUAUUUACGGUCUCCGAAUAUUUAGAAUCGUUCCGGAUCAGUGAAAGCUUUUGCAAUUUGACUACAGUUUUCAUGACUAAUGGACUCAUUUUUAAAUUAAUUUGAAUGCAUAAUGUAAUGUCGGACGCUACCCAACUUAAGAUAUUAACUUUUUGUUCAUUCUCAUAAACCAGUAUAAAUCAAGUUUUUAAGGCUCAGAGAAAAUAAAAGAAAAAAAACCUCAUCAUAUAUAUAUAUAUAUAUAUAUAUAUAUAUAUAAGUUUGAAAAUUACACCCAACAGUGUAAGAAUUAGACUUUUAUGCUGACAAAUUUUUGUCCCUCAACGGGAUUCGAACUCACACCUUUGAUACACUACAGCACCAAUCGCUUAGCCUCAUGUCCAGCGCUCUAGACCACACGACCACAUCCGCUAUAUUAAAAUAUAACUUCAAUAGUCGUAGUGUUACCUUGUCACGUUAGGCGAAUCUAGAGAUAGACAUAAGACAUGUGUUUUAAGCGUGUGAAGAUGUUAUAUUAUUAUUUAAUACACAAUGUAUUUGUUAUUUGUCAGCAAUCUAACUCAACAAUUUUUAUAUACCGUGUGGGAUAAUGAUUCAAUUCAUUAUACAGUCACUAGAAAUAGGUAUAUCAUACAAACAAGUCUAAGCAAGUGACAAUCAUACAAUAUAUAUGCCCACUGAAUCUCAGUGUGUUUGAGAUGCGGGGUUAAUACAAAUAUUUAUAUAAGUCUGAAAAUUACACCCAACAGUGUUAGAAUUAGACUUUUAUGCUGACAAAUUUUUGUCCCUCAAAGGGAUUCAAACUCACAUCUUUGAUACACUACAGCACCAAUCGCUUAGCCUCAUGUCCAGAGCUCUAGACCACACGACCACAUCCGCUAUAUUAAAAUAUAACUUCAAUAGUCGUAGUGUUACCUUGUCACGUAAGGCGAAUCUAGAGAUAGACAUAAGACAUGUGUUUUAAGCGUGUGAAGAUGUUAUAUCAUUAUUUAAUACACAAUGUAUUUGUUAUUUGUCAGCAAUCUAACUCAACAAUUUUUAUAUACCGUAUGGGAUAAUGAUUCAAUUCAUUAUACAGUUACUAGAAAUAGGUAUAUCAUACAAAAAAGUCUAAGCAAGUGACAACCAUACAAUAUAUAUGCCCACUGGAUCGCAGUGUGUUUGAGACGCGGGGUUAAUACAAAUAUUUAUAUAAGUCUGAAAAUUACACCCAACAGUGUUAGAAUUAGACUUUUAUGCUGACAAAUUUUUAUCCCUCAACGGGAUUCGAACUCACACCUUUGAUACACUACAGCACCAAUCGCUUAGCCUCAUGUCCAGCGCUCUAGACCACACGACCACAUCCGCUAUAUUAAAAUAUAACUUCAAUAGUCGUCUACAUUAGACCUACCAGUGGAACUCGAAAAAAAAAACAGUUGAAGGGCCAAACAAAUACGAGGUUGAAAUGCAUCACAAACCAAAAAAUCCCGAAAAGUUGUGCAUAGUUCAUCUAGACAUUUUAUAUCUUGAAACAGAAACACCUUGGUGUGCAGAAUCAACAUUUUGAAAGUAAAUUUACAUCAAAUGAAUUUAUGAGCAAUCAUUAAUGUAAACACAAAGUGCCGAAUACUUGGCUUGUAAUACCCUCUGUGACAAAACAAGAAAAAAAAAGACAUCAGAUACGGUUUUGCCCUUUUAUAAAAGGAUAUUAUAUUUCCUUAAUUUAUAUAAAGCACGUGAAAGAUUUUGUUUAUAAUCGACACUAUCCACAAUUUUCUGUUUUCUUGUUUGAAUUAUUUCAUAUUUUUCAUGUCAAACCUUUUAACGCCGACAUUACGGUAUAUGUUUUUCUCACUGUUGAAUGUCGCAAUGUUGCCUAUAAAUUCACUUCGUUUGAAUCAUGGUGGAUAGUUGUCUCAAUGGCAGUCUUAGGAUGUUUAUUUUUUUAUUCAUGAGAAUUUUAUUUUCGUUAAAUGAUAGAAAAAUACGCAGCUCGUAGAAAUACUUCGUUAUCAUUUGUCAUCUUCAAAUUCAUGUUUCGUUCUUAAAUUAAGCCAAUCGUGUUUUAUGAAUAAUUAUUUAAAAAUCUUCAUGGGGAUUUGUCUUUUCUGUGAUGAAUGUCAAUCAUAUAGUAUAAGCAAUGACCCUUUAUAAACUAUAUGAACGUUUUUUUUGUAUGAGAUAUCUUUAUGAUUUAAAACUCAUUUUCAACUGAUUAGUUUAUCAAAUUAAUGCAGUGUCUUAUGAUUUCAACACAUUGAAGCGCACACUAAAAGCAGAAUAACAAAACAUACGAUAAGGAAAAAAACCCUAUACCUUUUCCCACAGAGAAAUUCAAUCAAAUCAUUACAAAUGUACUUCAUAAAUGUAUCAGUCCGAAAUGUAAAUUAAACUCGAAUAGCACUUUUGAUACAAUGUAAGACUGUUAUUAUCUUGAAACUACUGUUUUCAACCAUUACAUGAUAUAGGGUUAAAUUGUCCUGAGUUUAAAUAGCUACAAAAUGCAAAAGUCCGAUGCCCUUUGUAACUUAAAUUACAUUUUUUUAAAACUCAAAUUACGAAAUAUCAACGAAGAAAUAAAAAAAGAUUACGUUUUAGUGCAUAGAUGUAACGAUUAACAAUGUUUAUCAAAAUAUGAGUAAACGAUAUAAAAUAGACCUUAAUGUAUGAAUCAUAAAUGUUGGGAGGUGCAUAGUUGUCAGAAGAAUGAAGUACAUGCAUUUGGAAAGAGAUUAGAAUUCAACAAAAUUUGAGUUUUUGAAACUUUUCCCCAACAUAUUUGAAGAAAGAUAUGAAACAAUGAGAGUCAAGUGUAGUACUCUUAUUGCAGAUUUUUCACAGGGAGGAUUACAUAUGGUGCAUUUGCAGUCUUUCUGUACAUAUCUUAAAUUAUCUUGGGUAAAGAGAUUUAUAUCAAAUUCAGAUGGUACUUGGCAGAAUUUAUUACUAGCAGAACUAAAACAGAUAGGUGGUGACAGAGUCUUUACAUUACAAAAAGAUAAGAUUAAAGAAAUUUCUAAUUGCUUAAAAAAUCUAUUAUGGAAAGACAUAUUUGUUUGUCUACACAUUGCAAAGCUUUAUACAAAAGUUGUGUUCCAGAAAUUUUACCAUUGGCUAUUUUAAACUUUAUACCAGUAUCUGAAUACCCUGUUUAUUUGAAAUGGAAGUUAUAUGGUAUACAAUUUAUAAAGGACAUUGUAGAUAGUCAAAGUAAAUCAUUGUUAACAUUUCAGCAAGUAAGAAAAAAAUUUAUUUUGGAAUUUUUUUGAAAUACUUAUAGAUUAUCGUUGGUUGUCUCAACGAGAUUGAUAAUUUACUCGCUUGAGCCGGAGAAAAGCAUUCGAGUUGAGAUGACCAAUGAUAAUCUGUUUAUCGCUAUUUUACCUAUGAAGACGUUGUUAAUUUCAUUGACACGUGCUCUCUUAGUUUCUAGCGAUAAUGUUCGUAACACUUGACUCCGCUGAGAAAGGAAAUUAUCAGUCAGUAAGAUCAAAGGAAAAUUUCGUAAAAUAGCGAGAAUAUAGUUUAUAAUCUUACAUUCGAAAAUAUAUAAAAAAAAAACAUCAAAGAUUAUAAUAAUUGUGAUUUGAACUUCAAAGAUUUUGUUCCUUUUGAUUCAUUUUCUGAAAAGAUCUUGGAAAAUAAGAACUUGAAAUUUGUAUACAGAGAUCUUGUAGAUAAAAUAUGCAUACUCCCAUAUGAGAAAUUUUUCAAAUUGGAGAAAGUAACAAAUUCUGAAAUCUCAGAAUGGUCUUAGUAUUUUUCUCUUUUGAAAAGAUGUUCUAGGGAUACAUAUUUAAAGAAUUUUCAAUGUAAAGUAUUCCAUAGAAUUAUACCUACCAAUAAUUUUUAUAUAGAAUCAAGAAAAAGGAAACAAGUCUAUGUACCUUCUGUAAUGAGGAGGAGGAAAUAAUAUAACAUUUAUUUUAUGAUUGUAAUGUUACCUACAAUUUUUAGUUGUCAUUUUUACAGAAAAUCAAAUUAUUUGAUGAGCAAUUCAGCAUCAGUAAGAAAGAAAUUUUGUUGGGAUUUAUUACUUAGAGUUUGUUUAUAAAUUUGUUCAUUUUUAUAGCUUAAAACUACAUCUUCAGAUGUAAGUUAAGAAAUAUAGCUCCUAUUGUAAUAGGCUUUAAACCCAGAAUAAAACAAUACCAAUCUAA
Mytilus californianus (California mussel) is the source of this 5355-nucleotide messenger RNA. RefSeq lists its product as uncharacterized. Bases 153 to 1148 code for a protein of 331 amino acids. NCBI's taxonomy places the organism in Eukaryota, Metazoa, Mollusca, Bivalvia, Mytilida, Mytilidae. The transcript is spliced from 3 exons. Gene Ontology annotation, cellular component: membrane; extracellular region. Gene Ontology annotation, molecular function: lipid binding. The record is from RefSeq and is a predicted model, not a curated record. Gene Ontology annotation, biological process: lipoprotein metabolic process; lipid transport.